AUGGAAGUACCUACUGUUUCACAAACACAAAUCGAUGAUUGGAAAAUUGAUAUGAAGAUUGGUAUCAUUGGUUUAGGUGAUAUGGGUCUUCUGUAUGCAAGAAAAUUUUCUGAACAUGGUUGGAAAGUCAUUUGCUGUGAUCAGGAGAAAUUUUACACAGAGAAUAAAAAGCUCUACAUUGAUGAAGAUUUCGAAGUUGUCCUAAAUGGUCAUCAUGUCUCCAGACAAUCAGACUACAUUAUUUAUAGUGUGGAAGCAGCAAAUGUAUCAAAAAUCGUAGCUGAGUAUGGUCCCUCCACAAAGGUUAAUGCAAUUGUCGGUGGGCAGACCAGUUGUAAAGAUCCAGAAAUCAAAGCUUUUGAGAAAUAUUUGCCAAAAGAUGUUGACAUAAUCUCGGUUCAUUCAUUGCAUGGUCCAAAAAUUAACCCAGAAGGUCAACCACUUGUAAUCAUUGAUCAUAGAUCUUCUCGUCCAUCUUCUUUUUUAUUUGUGAACACCCUCAUGAGUUGUCUGAAGAGCAAAAUCGUCUAUUUGUCAUAUGAGGAACACGAUAAAAUCACUGCUGAUACACAAGCUGUCACGCAUGCAGCAUUUUUAAGUAUGGGUACAACUUGGGCCAAAUUGAAAUACUAUCCAUGGACUUUGGGUCUGGAUAAAUGGUAUGGUGGUUUAGAAAAUGUAAAAGUUAACAUUUCAUUAAGAAUUUAUUCUAAUAAAUGGCAUGUUUAUGCUGGUCUAGCAAUUACAAAUCCAGCAGCUCAUAAACAAAUUUUGCAAUAUGCUACCAGUGUAACAGAAUUAUUCUCAUUAAUUUUAGGUGGACACAGUGAAGAGUUUCGUGAUAGAAUAAUGAAGGCAAAAGAAUUUGUUUUCGGUGAUCAUAAUGGGAAAUUACUCUUAGAUAGUUCUCUUCUGGAUAAAUAUUCUUUAAAUAAGGCAGAUCACACUUCAGAAGAAAAUGCAGGUAAAAAACCUUUACCAAACUCUCAUUUAUCAAUGUUAGCCAUCGUAGACUCUUGGUAUCAACUGAAAAUUAAUCCAUAUGAUCAUAUGAUCUGUUCAACACCAUUGUUUAGGAUAUUUUUAGGUAUAUCUGAAUACCUGUUCUUAACCGAUGGAUUAUUGGAAGAAACACUAGACGCAGCUCUUUAUGAUAAUUCUUUUAGAAAAGAUGAUUUAGAAUUUGUUGUUUCAGCAAGGUCAUGGAGUUCUAUUAUUACAUCUGGUAAUUUCGAGUUAUAUCAAGAAAAGUUUGAAGAAACACAAGAAUUUUUCAGACCUAUGUUUCCAGAAGCUACAGCAAUUGGUAAUGACAUGAUAAAAACAAUCUUAAGUCACUCAAAAUAA
Tetrapisispora phaffii CBS 4417 is the source of this 1347-nucleotide messenger RNA. RefSeq names its product prephenate dehydrogenase (NADP(+)) (gene TYR1). The record is from RefSeq and is a predicted model, not a curated record. Gene Ontology annotation, molecular function: prephenate dehydrogenase (NADP+) activity; NADP binding; NAD+ binding. The transcript has a single exon. NCBI's taxonomy places the organism in Eukaryota, Fungi, Ascomycota, Saccharomycetes, Saccharomycetales, Saccharomycetaceae. Gene Ontology annotation, biological process: L-tyrosine biosynthetic process. Bases 1 to 1347 code for a protein of 448 amino acids.